AUGGCGUCUGAAACGGCGUCGUCCGCGGAUGAGGAGAAAGAAACCCUUGUUUUUUCAGCUGCAGUUGAAGGAGCUACGACGGAUAAAAGAGGCAAACAUCGAAUUCUUGCUGAAUUGAAGCGUCUUCAACAAGAUACUAAGUUUCUUCAGGAAGAAUUAGAAGAACUCGAGAAAACAGAAAACGUGUCGGCUAUAUGCAAAGAAUUGCUGCACAAUGUGGAUAGUAGACCCGAUCCACUACUCCCAGAAAUUCAUGCACCUGUAAACCUCUUAUGGGAUAGAUGGUUUGAAGGGCCUCAGGACGCUCAAGCAUGUAGAUGUUGGAUACUUUGA
Messenger RNA from Lathyrus sativus (Indian pea), 333 nucleotides. NCBI's taxonomy places the organism in Eukaryota, Viridiplantae, Streptophyta, Magnoliopsida, Fabales, Fabaceae. The record is from the annotation of a GenBank genome assembly.